AUAACACAGAAUGUGUUUUAGCCAUGGAGGCUCCCUAUGAUGGCGCUGAGGUCACGGUGGUGAUGGAGGAGAUAGAGAGCACUUACACUUACACCUCUCCGGUGCCAUCCAAGAAGAAGAAGAAACAUAAAAGUACUGGUGAUCAUGGAGAAAAAGCCAAGAAACCUCGAUCUGCUUACCUUCUCUACUAUUAUGAUAUUUACUUGAAAGUACAACAAGAGCUUCCACACCUCCCUCAAUCUGAAAUCAACAAAAAGAUCAGUGAGAGCUGGAGGUUGCUCAGUGUGGCUGAAAGGAGCUACUACUUGGAAAAGGCCAAGCUAGAGAAAGAGGGACUGGACCCGAACUCCAAGGCAUCCACUCGAACUGCAGUGGUCCCUGACAUUCCAGGCUUCCGCAAGAUUCUUCCCCGCUCCGAUUAUAUCAUUAUUCCCAAAAGCAGUCUUCAGGAGGACAGGAGCAGGCAGUCUCUGGAGCUGUGUGUGACACAGAGCCCAGCAGCAUCUGAAGGCUUGGCAGCUCCUAGGAAUGUCACCAGAGUGCCCCGUGACACCGUGCAGAGCAUCCUUUCCGUGGACUCGGGCCGGGCCAGCAUCUCAGAGCAGUGCAUCGCCAUCGAGGGGCUGGCAGAGGACACGGCAGCCUUUGCCCAGCCCGAGGCUGCAGAAGAAGCUGUUACCUCAGAAGUUCUCUCUCACUAUGUUGGGCCUGUGACAGAGAAAGUGGCUGGAGAGAUCCUCUUGGAUGAGGCUUCUUUGGAAAUAGAAGGGCAGCCGUACCAGGCAGCGCGAGUGGUUAUUGAGGAGACCCUGGUGAGCAGCUCCACUGACAUCUCCAACGGGGGCAUCACUGUGGCCCGGCCCCAGGUGCCCGAUGGGGUGUCCGUGGUGACCGUGGUCACUGGGAGGGAUACUGAAGAGAGUAGCUCAUCCACACCUGCGACACAGUUUAUCAUGUUACCUUUGCCAGCUCACUCUGUUGUGGAGAACCCAGCGUCAAUUAAAUUGACAACCACCUAUACUCGCAGGGGACAUGGAAAUUGCACCAAUCCUGGCUGUUCCUUCACUUAUGUCACCAGGCAUAAGCCACCAAAAUGCCCAACGUGUGGGAACUUCCUGGGAGGGAAGUGGAUUCCAAAGGAAAAGCAACCAAAAAGCAAAUCUGAGCCAAAUUCAGGCACCUCUCUCAAAACUCCAGCAGCUAAAAGAGGUCAGCAGUCAGCCCACACAGAACCCACGGCCGCCAGCGAGAGCUCUUCCAAGUCUGCCUUGGAGAGCUCUGAAGCUGUCAGCCAGCUGCUGAGUGCUGUGCCUGGUGAAGGGCAGAUGCCUGAGAUGGAGUGGGAGGAGGUGAUCAUCUCUGAGGAACACUUUCUCCCAAAUAAUGUGCUUGCUGAAGACAGGAGGAGUGCCCAGCAGCAAGUGGAUCCCUCCUCAGAGCAGGCAGAGAAAGGAAGUGUAGGGCUGGGAAUGCCCACAUCUUCUGAGGUGUUGAGUCCAAAUGCCUCUGUGAAAAAGCCAGUGGUGGGAACUGAUGCAACAGCUGCUGCACACAAGGGACAAGAAGCAAAGAGCAAACCAAGACCCAAGCCCUCCUUGCUGGCUGCAGCCAGACCCAUGCGAGCCAUUCUGCCUGCUCCAUUCAUCGUGGGGAGAGAAGCCAGCACAGAGCAGCUGAGCAGCAGGCAGGCUUUUGCAAGUGCUGACAAGCAUUCUCCUGUGAGAACAUCAGGCUUGAAACCCAGUACACUGAAACAGUUGGGCCAGUCAGUUCUGCAGCCACCAACUGCUGAGGAGCAAAAGCUCCACAGUUCUAUGACAAGCAGGGCAUCUCAGGUUAAAGUUGUGGAGGUCAAACCAGACCUGUUCCCUUCCUACAAGUACAGUUGCACCGUAACUUUGGAUUUGGGAUUGGCAACCUCACGUGGCAGAGGGAAGUGUAAGAACCCUUCCUGCAGUUAUGUCUAUACAAACAGGCACAAGCCACGCAUCUGCCCAAGCUGUGGAUACAACCUUGCCAAAGACAGGACUGAGAAAACAGCAAAAUCCCUGGAGGUGAGUGCAGGCCGGCCGGGCGUGCUGAACACCAGCGAGCCCCUGACGGCGGCGCAGAAGGAGACACAGCGUCAGUCCACGCUGCAGCUGCUGCGCAAGGUGAUGCAGAUCCCCGAGAACGAGUCCGAGCUGGCUGACAUCUUCACCCUCAUCCACGAGCUCAACAGCUCCAGGCUCAUCCUGUCCAACGUGAGUGAGGAGACUGUGACCAUCGAGCAGACCUCCUGGUCCAACUACUACGAGUCUCCGUGCGUGCAGUGCCUCCUCUGUAACAGCCCCUUGUUCAAAGGGGGACACAAUUCCCUUGCUGGUCCUCAGGAGUGCUGGCUGCUGACAGCCAAUAGAUUACAGGUGGUUACAGCUCAGGUCAAAGUGUGCUUGAACCUGCAGUGUCUGGCCCUCCAUAGCUUCACUGACAUUUACACAGGCCUUUUCAAUGUGGGUAACAAAUUGUUAGUGAGCUUGGAUCUUCUGUUUGCAAUCCGAAACCAUAUUAAACUUGGAGAGGAUCCCAGAGUGGUUGUUGGCAACAUCCUUGACUCUGUUCAGGAGCAAACUGAUAAAAGCCUGAGCCCUGAUGAGCAGGCUCAGCUCCAGGAGCUGCUGUGCAAUGGCUACUGGGCUUUUGAAUGCCUGACAGUCCGGGAUUACAAUGAUAUGAUCUGUGGAAUCUGUGGCAUAACCCCCAAGGUGGAAAUAGCCCAGAGGAACACGGAAAAUGUCCUAGCACUGAAAAAUAUAGAGUUUACUUGGCCAGAAUACUUGCCAUCAAGUGAAGUGAACGUGGAAGACUUUUGGUCCACGAUGGAGACAGAGGUGAUUGAGCAGGUGGCUUUUCCUUCUAACAUCCCCAUCACAAAGUUUGAUGCCUCUAUUGUUGCUCCUUUCUUCCCUCCACUGAUGAGAGGAGCAGUGGUGAUCAAUACAGAGAAGGACAAGAACCUGCAUGCACAGCCAGUGCCAGGUAACGGGAGUGCCUUGGUGAGGCUCCUUCAGGAAGAAGUCUUCAGGCCUGAGCUGAUAAACUCUUACAGUGAGGAAGAGCUGCAGAGCUUUCUGACACAGUGUGGCAUCCCCUGGGAGGCAUCACAUACCAAGGAUGAGCUCUGCUACUCCCUCCUGGCUCUCUAUGAGUUUGUACAGAAUGGGACAAGCAUUACACCAUCUUCUGCUCAUCACACAGGAGGGAAAAUCUACAAAGUGUGUCCACAUCAGGUUGUGUGUGGCUCCAAGUACAUAGUAAGAGGAGAAAAUGCUCGGGAUCACGUGGACUUGUUGGUAUCCUCACGUCACUGGCCUCCAGUGUAUGUUGUUGAUUCAGCCUCUUCAGUGGCACUGUGUGCAGACCUCUGCUGUCCUGGCCUGACUUCUCAGAUGUGGGGGAAGAACCAGGGCUGCUUCUCUGACCCCAUGGAACCUCCAACGUACGUGUCCUGCCCCGAGCUGCUGGACCAGCACUACAGCGUGGACGUGAGAACCCCACGCACUAUUACCUCUACAACCGCCUCAUGGACUUCCUCACCAGCAGGGAAAUCGUCAACAGGCAGAUCCAGGAGAUCGUGCAGAGCUGCCAGCCCGGGGAGGUGGUGAUCCGUGACGCGCUCUACCGGCUCGGCGUGGCCCAGAUCAAAACGGAGACGGAGGAGGAGGAAGAGGUUGGAGAUGUGAUGCUGGUGGCUUUGACUGCUGUUACUGACCAAAGAGCUCUGUGAUUCCAUAGGAUCGUGAUAGCUGCUGUGAGCACGGGUCUGUCACCCCCUUGCAGAAGGCUGCAGCUGCCUCCAAGGCACGUGAUGGACCUGCUGUUCAGGGCUGUAGGAUGUUGCCCUCCCUGCAGAGGAGUUGCUGGUAGCAGGGAGUGUGCGUGGUCAAGCACACACAGGUCAUUUAAUUCUGAAUCUUGCUUGCUGACUUCUUUGUGCUUAUUGGUGGCAGGGCUGAGGGUGUGGGACCAGGCAUAAAUGGUAGAUGGCUACAACAAUUUCCCCCAAAACAUUCUGAAUAGGUGAAUUUAGGAUACUGACUCCUGCUUGGUAAACUUGCAGAGCUCUCACAGGCAUUGGCUGCAAGGAGUCGUGAGGAGGAGGAGCUGUGCUGCUUUAACAUGCUGUAUCUGGGGAGCUUCCCUGGAGGCUGCACUCCUGGUCCAGGAUUGUGAAUACUUUGGCUGCAGGGAGUUUCUAGAAUUGUUUGUCCCUUCACAUGAGCACUAAUAAUUUAGAAGCCAAAAGGUACAGUGAGAGGAGAGUGUUCUGUAUAGUAAGGUAAGAACUGAGCCCCAGGGCAGCUGAGGCGUUGGAGGAUGGUUUAAGUGCUGUGGAGAGGGGAGGGACAUCCAAACACUGUCUAAAGGAUCAAGGAGGAAUGAUGAAUGCAGUGUCACCAGAGCGAGCAGGGUUCUGUAUUCCUGCCCAUGUUCCCACAGCACUCUGGGGGUUAGAGGAGUCUCCUGCUGCCCAGGUUGCUUUGUCAGCCCCUUGAGAGGAGUCAGGAUCAGACUCUGCCUGUGCAGCACACCUGAGGAACACCUGGGGCUGUGGGUGCAAAGCUGUGCUGUGGCUGCUGCAGCUCCCUUUGCCCAUGGCUGGUGGUGAAGGUGUUUGCUGUGACACACAUAGGAAACAAGUAGGAUGCCAGACUGCAAAGUUGCCAUCUUGGGAGUUUAUUUUGUCUGAGUGAGCAGUGGGGAAGAUUCUGAGGCUUGCAGUGUGGUUGAAAACUCCCUUCUGUGAAGGGGAACCUAUUUAGUACCGUACUGUUAAAGUAAAUGUAUUGAGUCUGAGCAAAUGCAGUAAUCAUGGCUUGGGGUUUUUCUGUUAAGAACAUUAACUUAUUAUAAGAGACAUUAGUGACUUUUUUCAGUCAGUGAGAAAGUUUAAUAAAUUAUCUCCAAUUUUGGGGGUGAAACUGUG
Molecule: messenger RNA, 4966 nt
Organism: Zonotrichia albicollis (white-throated sparrow)
Lineage: Eukaryota; Metazoa; Chordata; Aves; Passeriformes; Passerellidae
Source: RefSeq, a predicted model, not a curated record